This is a messenger RNA of Linum tenue, 3474 nucleotides long. Lineage: Eukaryota; Viridiplantae; Streptophyta; Magnoliopsida; Malpighiales; Linaceae. The record is from the annotation of a GenBank genome assembly.
UCCCCAUAUUUUUAAUUAACAUCAAAUUACUAGCAAUGUCCCUUUUUGUCCUAAAUAUUAUGAAUGGGUACCAAAACGAAAUCCCGCGCGCAUUUGCCAUAUCUAUUUCGCCCGCGCCGUCGUGCGGCCUCGCCUCCCCGGCAGCAAACCUUCCUGUUCCUGGUCGAUUCUCCUCCACGCUUUCAAGCAGUCAGUUCCAGUGUCUCCGGCGGCGACGGCGACGGCGCCCGUGGUUCCACCCAUUCGGCCAUAGCCUCGCGAACUGCAGCCAAGCCAUAUUCUAUUCCCGCUCAUUCGCUUUACUCUUCUCCGUUCCCGCCCUUCCGAAUGCUGCAAUGUCUUUCCUUCAAGUCCUCAGCCUCAGCCUCCACCUCCGCCUCGGCCGCAGCCGCUUCCUCUCCUCCUCCUCCAACCAUCAAUCUCUGCGAUCCCCCUCUGCCACCGCUUUCCCCAGGUACCUCCACCAACGGUGCUUCCCCGACAAGCACUCUCACAUCCCCGGCCGGAAACCUCACCAGAGAAUACACCUUCGCAGUCCAGACCGAUUCCUACAAAGAACUAUGGUCCAGAAUCCACAUCCCCGACGAUUACCACCACAGCCACCAGAUUGAACUCGAAGAGGACCAUCUCCUCAUGGCUCAAGUUCUCCACCCGGACGGAGACAGCGUCGCCGAGGCUCUCCGCCACGCCAAACCCUCUACAUUAACCCGCCUCGUCUCCGCCUACUUCACCCACAGCGAGGAAACCACCCGCCUCUGCCUCCUCCUCCACCGCAGCGUCCACCGCGCUCGCGCCAUGUACCACCCUCUCCACCGCCUCCUCCAAGUCCUCCCCCUCAACCACCACCUCAGCGGAUCACAAUGCGACGCCGCCUUCGACGCCUUCCUCCACUUCGACAAAUUCCACAACCCUUUCCCUCCGCCGGGCUCCCACAACUUCCAGGAGAUGCGGCAGUGCUUCUCCCAGCUCCGACAUAAGCUGAACCAGCGGCUCCACAAGUCCCGCUCCAGAAUCCGCCUCGCCCGUCGAGCCACCCUGGCUUCCGCCCUCUGCGUCGUAGGCUCGACCGUGGCGAUCGCUGCAUCAGCUGUGGUGAUCGCCACUCAUGCCCUGGCUGCAAUUGUAGCAUGCCCGUUCUGCACCACUGCAGCGUACCUCCCUGCCAACAAUAACUUCUUGACCAGGAAAGAGGCUGCCCACGUAAAGCAGCUGGAUGCUGCUGCUAGAGGAGCUUACGUGCUGAACAACGAUCUCGACACGAUUGAUCGGCUGGUGGCGCGGCUGUAUGAUGCGGUGGAGAGUGAUAGGUACUUGAUACGCCUGGGGUUGGAGAGAGGGAAGGAAGUGUACACUGUGACGGAGGUGAUGAAGCAGGUGCAGAGGAACCAGGUAUACUUGAUGCAUCAGCUGGGUGAUCUCGAGGAACACAUAUGUCUUUGCUUCAAUGCUGUGAAUAGGGCGAGGUCGUUGUUGCUUCAGGAAAUCCAUCUCUAUCAAACUCCAUCCUCUUCCUAACUGUCUAUCCCAUCCAGGUAGCUCAACUAAGAGCAUGGAAGUCUCGACCUCGCCGGCGAAUUUGAUGACUAGCGGCAACGGCGGAGGCGGCGUGGCGACAGAAGAGGAGAGGAUGAAGUUGCGGGGGAGGGAAGGAGGAGGGAGCCAGGACCUGCAGUACUCAAGCGGAGGAGGGAACCGGUGGCCGCCAGAGGAGACGGUAGCACUGUUGAAGAUAAGGUCGGAGAUGGACGCCAGUUUUAGAGACUCCAGCCUCAAAGCUCCCCUCUGGGAAGUAAUCUCGAGGAGAAUGAGCGAGCUUGGAUACACCAGAAGCGCCAAAAAGUGUAAGGAGAAGUUCGAGAACACUCAGAAGUACCAUAAGAGAACUAAAGACGGAAGAACCUACAGACCCAAUGGAAAGAUUUAUAAGUUCUUUUCCCAGUUAGAAGCUCUAGAGAACACCCCUCCAUCAUCAAUGGCUGCUCCACUCCCUAGUACGAUUCAAGCUAGUCAGAGUCCCGCCAUAGAUGCAAUGCCGUGUUCAGUAUACAGCCCCGCUAUGCAAUUCGUAGACAGCAGCUCAACUUCAACCACCUCUACUCCAAGCAAAGAAGAAUCAGAAGGAACAAAGAAGAAGAAGAGGAAGUUCACCGAGUUCUUCAAUGGAUUGCUUGCUAGAGUUGUGGAGAAGCAAGAGAGCUUACAGAGGAAGUUCAUUGAAGCAGUAGAAAAGUUUGAGAAGGAUAGAAUGGCAAGAGAAGAAGCAUGGAAGGCACAAGAAUUGGAGAGAAUCAAGAAAGAACGAGAAGACUUGGCUCGCGAGAGAGCUAGUGUGGCUGCUAAGGAUGCCGCGGUGCUUGCUUUCUUGCAGAAGUUCUCCAAUGGAGCAAUGCCCUUGCCCUUGCCAUUGCCGUUGCCAUUGCAAUUGCCAGUGGAGAAAGUCCCUCUUCCUUCGAGAGCUGUAGUGAAAUACACUCCUACUCCCAUGACGCCCAUGACCCCAUCUUCUUCUUCGCCAUCGAGAUGGCCCAAGGAGGAGAUCGAAGCAUUGAUAAGGUUAAGGACCAAUCUCGACAUGCAGUAUCAGGAGAGUGGGCCUAAAGGCCCGUUGUGGGAGGAAGUGUCACUAGAGAUGAAGAAACUAGGGUUUGACAGGAGUGCCAAGAGGUGCAAGGAGAAAUGGGAGAACAUGAACAAGUACUUCAGAAGGGUGAAAGAGAGCAGCAAGGCAAGGCCCGAGGACUCGAAGACUUGUCCGUACUUCCACCAGCUGGACGCGCUGUACAGCAGCGGCGGGAAGAGGAGGAAGAUCGACCAUGAUCUCGCUUUGACAACUGGAGUGAACUCGGGGACAUCUGAUUUGAGGCCGGAAGAGCUCUUGAUGCACAUGAUGAGCCAACAGCAGCAGCAGCCUGAGUCAGCAACUACAGACGAUGGAGGAGGAGGCGGGAGUAGUGAGAAUCACGAGGCGGAGAAGGAACAAGACCGGUCUCGAGUCGUGGCUAGUAGCGAGCAUUGUUCUAUGCCGAUGAUGGAGUGGAGGGAUCGUCUCGAGCAGAUGACAGAAGAGGUUAGGAGACAUGACGAUCAUGACCAGUGAAGUUGUUCAACAAAGUUGAAAAGGAGGCAGCCGUUUUUGUGAGAAAGGAAAAGCCUUUUGUACAUGGACGGAAUGGAAGACAGCCAUUAGAAGACUUUUGAAGAGCAGGUGAGACGAGUGUGUUGGUGUUGUUUUUUGAGAUAGACAGAAACAUGUUUAUAGACCAUUUCCCUUUAAUUUUGCUCUGUUUUGUUGUUGUUGUUGUGUAGAAUUUUGAGAGGGGUUUUGUUGUCCUUUUUACUACUGUUAUGCAAAUGGAAGAUGGUGGUGGGAAUGUAGAGAAAGUGCCACCACCAGUUUUGGAUGGAACAUUUACAGACAAUAAUGUGCUUCAAAAGCACUUGUUUAUGUUUUUGGGUUAUUUGUUGAGUAUGGUU